Alexandromys fortis (reed vole) is the source of this 1800-nucleotide messenger RNA. RefSeq names its product SH2 domain containing 6 (gene Sh2d6). Gene Ontology annotation, cellular component: cytoplasm. NCBI's taxonomy places the organism in Eukaryota, Metazoa, Chordata, Mammalia, Rodentia, Cricetidae. The transcript is spliced from 14 exons. The record is from RefSeq and is a predicted model, not a curated record. Gene Ontology annotation, biological process: intracellular signal transduction; cell surface receptor protein tyrosine kinase signaling pathway. Bases 244 to 1623 code for a protein of 459 amino acids.
CCCAGUCUGUCUAUCCAGACACCCCAGUCUGUCUAUCCAGACACCCCAAUCUAUCUAUCCAGACACCCCAGUCUGUCUAUCCAGACACCCCAAUCUAUCUAUCCAGACACCCCAGUUUGGAGAAAAAAUAUACCGAGGCCAUCUUUCCUGCCGGACUCAGAGACUUGGAGACACAAGGUAAGGCCAAUUGCUGAAGACGGGGGCUGGCGUAGAGAAGGGAAGCAUUGGAUCCUGGGACCUGACAUGUUCCAUGCCCCAUCUUCCCGGUGCCACCAGCAUCCCUUCUUGAAGGCUCAGGAGGAGGUAGAAGAGGAGGAUAAAUAUGAGCUUCCCCCCUGCGAGGUUGCGCCCCUCAGCCUGGCCCCUGCACAGUCUCUUGGCUCUAAAGAGGACUCCUUGUAUCUGGAUCGUCCUGGGCCUCUCGGUCCAUCCAAAUCAUCGCCACCCCUGCCUCAGCCUACAGUGGCCAGAGGACUCCCCACAAAUCCUUCCUUCCCUCCGCGCCCUGCCUCUGGCUACCAUUUCCCGCUGAAGUCUGCAAUGAGCCUGCAGCCUGCAACCCCAAAGCAGGGACCUGGUUUUGGAAGGCGAGGUAAAGCGGUGUCCCCCUCUUUCCUUGGCUGCACAUUGGGAGUGAAGACUUCUCCACCACAGGCUAAAGUUUUGGGUUUUGAGACAGUGAGGAGACAGGCCCAGAGACAUGAACUGCCAUGCCCCAGGCAGUUCAAAAGCAGACCUGUGAUCUCUGGAUCAGGGCGAGGUGCACCUGCUAGAGUGGAAACAGACCUUGAAGAGAAACACAGUGAGGACAUCUACCUGGAGUGUGAGCCGGAGCCAUUCCCAGCCUUGACUAGGACUCCAAGCUCCAAAGCCCCGAUACCCCCAGUCCCUCUGCCAAGAACAUCUGGAUUGCCCAAGUCCAUGGUUGCUCAUCGGGAGUCUUGGAAGGGAACGGUGGAUACCCCGUUGAAAGGUGAGUAUGCACACUUACAGCCUGAAUGGGAUGCUGCUGCCAGGGCUCCCACACCCUCCCUCCCAGCCCUGCAGACAGCAGAGCACCCCCAGGUUCCCAGGCCCCACUUCACCUCAUCAGGUCCUUGCAGCUCUAAUUUCUGCCACGGUCAGGCCUCUGCACUAAAUCGGGAAGCUGCCAGUGUGUGUCCCAAGAUCAGUUUUCAUUUGGAUGUCACGCAAGGACUGUCUGCAGGGCGGAGGCUGUCCGCUUCCUCUAUAGUCCCUGCCCCGAGCACCUCUGCUGUCGAGGAUGGGAGCCUCCGUGGUCAGCCUUGGUACUCAGGGAACUGUGACCGUCAAGCCGUGGAGAGAGCCCUGCUUCACUUCCAAAAGGACGGAGCCUAUACGGUGCGUCUCAGCUCUGGGCCUCACGGUUUGCAGCCUUUCACUCUGGCGGUGCUCCUCAAAGGCCGGGUCUUCAACAUUCCCAUCCGGCAACUGGAUGGCGGACACCACUAUGCCCUGGGCCGGGAGGGCAGGAAUCAUGAGGAGCUCUUCUCCUCCGUGGCUGCCAUGGUUCAGCACUACACCAAGCACCCACUGCCCCUCGUGGACAGACACAGCGGCAGCCGGGGAUUCACCUGCCUGCUCUUCCCCACCAAGCCCUGAGGAAACGGCGGUACACAUCUCCACCCUUGGCAUAUGGUGUGCCCCUUCAGCCUCCCCUCCCACUCUGGGCUGCUUUAUUUCCCCUGGCAGCCCUCCACUCCAAAGUCCCCCCAGGUUCGAAGUGAUAGGUCUUUGAGAAGGGCUGCCUGGGGAGGUUGCCUCUCCUUUAACCGCACG